CUUCAUUACUUUGCUUGAAACUGUUUGUGCUGUCGUGAAACACACCUGCGGAUAUCGCCGAGAUGUGUGACUGGGAGGAUGUCACUGGCGCGUUCAAGCGCAGCUGCGCAGCACUGCCGCUUGGAGAGUUGGUGCGUGAUCCGCGACUAUCGCUGCACGAUGCACUGCAAGCCAUCGAGCUCAUAGACCCGCGCAUGGACGCUGGCAUGGACGUGAACCUCACUGCCGUCAACACGCUCCAGGACGCUCUCGAUAAUGGCUUGAAGGUCGAUGACUUUUCGGAAGCAGAGCAGAUUGGCCUAAUGGAUCAAAUGUUCAACCUCCUCGCCCUGUGGUACAGAGGCAACAACGCUGGGCAGACGGUGCUGACUUGCAUGUACAUGCAUGAUCCCCGUGUGCUCAAGUGCAAGGAGCUGCAGAUCUUCUUCGAAGGCAUGCUGCAUCUCGUCCAAGCGACGCAAACCAUCUGCCUUCAAGCAUCCUGUUGUGAAGAGGAGGACUUUGUGACUUCGCUCUAUGGCUUUGACAUGUGCUCCUGGAAGCCGUUUGCAGCAGUGCUCGCGGAUAUCAACGCCACAAUGAAAACACAGCCAGAGAACGUUGCUCACAGGAUGCGGCUGCUGUUUCACCUCCUCAGCGCAAUGCAGCAGUACCUCAAGUUCAACGCCAUCCCCAACGGCCUGCGCAUGGCAACGCACGCGCUCAGUGAUCUCGACGCGUGCCUCGCAACGCUCGAGGCAGGAGCGGACGUGUCGUCCGGUGAGCGUGACUCAGCACUCCAGCCAACCAUCAACGGCCACUUGCUUGCCGCCACGCCGCUGCGCGAAAUCGAAUCCAUCACAACGCAGCAGGCGUACGAGUACCUGCGCCACGAGAUUGUCUGCAUCAAGACCGGAAUGCACAUCUUCUCAUGCAGAACACUCCAUGCGCUGCAUCAGUUCUUCGGGCGGUUUGCGCGCAUGGGCGCCGGCGCCUUCGCUCGCUCUGUUGUGCACCGCUGCUUCCUCAACAAGAACAAGUGGGCAGGGAAGAUCGACCCAGGACAGGCGGUGCGGGAGGAUGUGUACAACUGGUGCGGAUACGCAAUCAUGGCCCCAGGAUACAAACCAACCAGGGGAGCUGAGCAGCUGUCGGCAUUUGUUGGUGUUGCGGUUGAGUUUGAGGAGAACACCGUCGCCAUCGCCUGUCAAAACUGCCCGCGACAACGACGCAGACUCGCAAAAGUGUUUACGUCCGCCGCCACGCUCUCAUCGCUGGCGACGCAGGUGGACGUGACGCACCUUGGUGCCGAGAAGCCGAGCCAACACCACCCUCUGACGGCGUGGGCGGGGCGGCGCGCGUGCAUUGCCGGACUCGAAUUCCUCAUGCUCGGACUCGAACUGCAGCUCCACGCGCAGUGGGAACUGCUGUCCGUCUUCUGGUACAUGCGUCACGUCGCCGGGUGGCUGUUGACAAUCGAGACGCGCGCAUUCACGCAACUGCGAGAGGCAGCAGAGGCACAAGCAGCCAGCACCAGUGCUGCUGGUGGUGGUGGGGCCGCGAAGAAGAAGAAAGGCAAAGGAAAGCAGAAGAAACAGAAGCAGCUCGAGCCACCAGACAGCUGGCGCCUCGCGGAUGCAUGGAGCGCGUUUGCAGACGCGUACACCCUGGCGCUGGUUGCGUGUGAUCGUCUGGGGCGUGCACCGCCACCGCCACCGCCACUCGUUGACCCGCGCAUUGUGUUUGAGCACCGCUUUGCUCCGUUCCAGGACGUCGUCAUCCCAUAUCCGGCCAGCUACGACCUCUUCUGCUCGAAGAUUGCAGACCUCGACCACCUCAACGCGGAUGAGCUGUUUGAGAUGGCGGCAAAUGCGUUUGGAAAGGCGGCGUCGGAUAUCUCCACGUUUAAAACGCGGUCCUCCGAAGCGGAACCCCAGUCCCGUCUGGACGCCCUGCAGCGGGUGGCGCAGAGGAACAAGAUUGUCUGCACCAUUGCCACCAAGUCGUUUGCCGACAAGCCUGGGAGCGUUGUCCUCAAGUUUACGGACGACAAGGUGAUGCCCGUCAUCGACCUCAGCUGAACCAACAAGGGAACAUGCACGCGUGUGCACACAAACAAACAAACAAUGUUCACUAAUCCCAAGUAGCCCUCUCGAUGAAAGCAUUCAAAGCUCAA
This is a messenger RNA of Salpingoeca rosetta, 2155 nucleotides long. RefSeq lists its product as uncharacterized. The coding region runs from base 63 to 2060 and encodes 665 amino acids. Gene Ontology annotation, cellular component: NatC complex. Gene Ontology annotation, biological process: N-terminal peptidyl-methionine acetylation. NCBI's taxonomy places the organism in Eukaryota, Choanoflagellata, Craspedida, Salpingoecidae. The record is from RefSeq and is a predicted model, not a curated record. The transcript is spliced from 18 exons.